ACAUACGUGUACAGUGUACAUGUACUUGCCGUGCUAUGCAUACUACUGAUUGCUGGUGAUGACCGCGCAAAAGUAAACAAUGGAGGAGGCAUCCACACGGUAGUCUUCUUCAUGUCUUUUGGAUAAUCUGACGAUAACUGCUUAACCAGCAUUCACUUCGACCGGCGAUGUCGAAGUUUCGAGGAGGCAGAUCUUAGUACAAGAUCAACAUGGCUUCCACCUCAGGUCAGAUCCGUAGCACCAAGACCUAUCUGUGGUACCUACAAGAUGUACUCGGAACAGGUGCUACUAGCACCGUCUACAAAGGCCGACACAAGAAAACGGGAGAGCUGGUGGCGGCCAAAGCAUUCAACAGCAUGAGCUUCAUGCGGCCCCAGAGUGUUCAGCAGAGGGAGUUUGACGUCUUGCUCAAGCUCAGUCACCGCAACAUCGUCAAGCUCUUCGACAUCGAACAAGAUCAAAUCAGCAAAAACCCAGUCAUCAUCAUGGAGCUGUGUACCGGAGGUAGUCUGUACAAUCUCCUGGAUGACCCAAGGAAUUCUUACGGGUUGGAAGAGGAGGAGUUUAAGCGGGCCUUGGGGGAUGUCUGUGCGGGCAUGAAGCAUCUCAGGGACUUGGAUAUUGUCCAUCGUGACAUCAAGCCUGGCAAUAUCAUGAUAGUGACUGAUGACUGCGGUGACACAGUCUACAAGUUGGCUGACUUCGGCGCCGCCCGGGAACUGCAGGAUGAUGAGAACUUUAUGUCUCUUUACGGAACUGAAGAGUAUUUGCAUCCAGACCUAUACGAGCGUGCCGUGUUGAGACAGCCGACGGGCAAAACAUUCUCGGCCCGCAUUGACCUGUGGAGCAUCGGGGUGACGUUUUACCACGUUGCGACUGGCGUUCUGCCCUUCAGGCCGUACGGCGGUAGAAGGAACAGAGAGACAAUGUUUCAAAUAACCACCAAGAAGAAGUCUGGCGUCAUUUCUGGAGUUCAGAAAGAUUCCAUGAAUGGGCCCAUAGAGUGGAGCUCAGAGCUACCCAACACUUGUAGACUGUCCUGUGGUCUGAAGAUUCUGUUGACCAAAAUCCUGAGGGGCCUCCUGGAGUGCAACCCGGAGAAGAUGUGGACCUUCAACCGGUUCUUCGACGAGGUCCAGAGCCUACUGGCCAUGAAGGCGGUGGACGUGUUCCACGCCUCGCAGUCAGAGUGCCUCAAGAUCUAUGUGGAGCCCCGGGGCACGCUGGCCGAGUUCCAGGAGGCGGUGGCCGAGCAGACAGGCAUGCAGGCCUCGGCCCAGGGCCUGGUCUGGGACCAGGACUGCUUUGUGCCGGACGCCUCGCUCAAGUGCGAGUCCUACCCCGAGACCAGCCCGCAGAGCCCCCUGAUUCUGUUAGAGUUGGGCAGGAAUGAUUUCCCGCCAGUUUCGAUGCCCUCUCAACCCAAGUUACCCAAGAUGACCUCGACCUAUGACCUCGACAAAGAUUUCUCAAUGUCCAAGAUGUGCGUGGCUGUUCUGUAUUACAAGCUAGCGUGGUUGAAGACUCUUACCUACAUGCAGGAGCUCAUGACGACCGUUUCCAAGGCAAUAGUAUCUGUCCUGAAAGCUGAGAUCAAGCAGUUGGACUACCAUUGCAUGAAGCUCAGGUCCAGCAUUGUGGAGGUGGACACCCGGCUUCUGAGCAUCGAGAAAACGCUGCCCUCGCCUCUGGUGUCAUCGGCAGUGUUCUCCAGGAUGCCCCUGUCAUCAGUGCUCUGCACUCGGCUGCAGGAUCAUCAAGACAAAGUAACCCUCCUUAGACAGAAAUCGGCUCGAAUGUUCGACGAGUAUGACAGAACGAAGAAUCUGCUGCAGACGCUGUGGAAGGACAUCAUCGACGGUGACCUGUUGACGGCAAAAUGGAAGCCUGCAGAAAAACCCUGUCACACAUGCGUGAAAAGGUUUGCAUAUUUUACGGAGGAUGCCAGUAAAAUCUACGUCCAGUUCAAGAAAGAUAAACAGAAGAAACAUUUGAGCUAUAACGAAGAGCAGAUCCAUAAAAUGGACAAAGAAAAACUGAGCUUGAAAAGUACCCAAGCUAUUUCGAUGUGCCAGAGUCACUGCGAGAUGGUAUGGAAAAAAAUCCAUGGGGAACUGGGCGAAUGGUACAAAUUUGCCUAUCAGGUUCGGGCACAAAUUAGCUCAGUGGACAAGACACUGUCUCAGCUUGUUCCCAACUACCAGACGUUGUUACAGGAGGUCCACAUGCUGGAUCAGGCUGUCCAGCCACCAGUGAUGGAAUUUGAAGACACCCUGCAGGACAGCUUGCUUAGCCUUAGCACGACACCCAAGGUCCCUCGGUCCACAGCCAAUAAAUUCACUAACACAGAUCAGUUACCCCCGCCAAGCGGUCCAGUUCCAUCAAGCCCCAAUUUGGUGCACGAAGUUGACGCCAUGGACAUCGCCUCCCUCUCAGACCAGCUGGCAAGUCUGCCCAUUGACAGUAACGGGUGCAUCCUUGUACCCAGGGAAUUGAAGGAAUUACUUGAGGCUUGGGAAAGAGACAUUGACCAGACCAAUGAAGAGCUGGAGCGAGGGUUACAGAAGAUGCCACUCCCCUUUGCAAACAAGUCGUCGGCCGGUCUGCCAACAAACUCCAGCAAUUACUGGACUCUGUACGGCAACGGUCAGCAGUUGCCAGGUGAUGGUGUCAACCAGUUCGGCAGCCAAUCACCAUCGGCUAAGAUUGCGUCAGACACUAGCCCACGACCUCCUCGGGAAGGCGCCUGUGGUGACCUCUUGGCCGAUCCACUUGGCAGAUUGCGGUACAUGCCAGAGCCAAGUCAACGACUGUCAGACGAGGCCACUCCUCAGUUCAACGGCGGGGAGCCAGCCACAGGCAGCUUCCAGUUCAUGCCGGAGCCAAGCCAGCGGUUGUUGCUAGAGGGCUCAGGCCAGUUCAGCAUCCGUGCACCGGUUUCCACUGAAUACAAGUUUAUGCCCGAGCCUAGCCAGCGGCUGUCAAAUGAGGGCGCUAGUCAGUUCAGCAGCCCAUCACCGCAAAUGGCAAACGGACAACUGCAUUAGCAACUGGCUGUCAAGUGCUGGUUGGGAGACCGCCACAUAGGGGUGCCCACCUGUCAGUGCAGCUGUAAACAUUUCAAGAUCACAAGCUGAGCAGACUGCAGUCAGUGAUGUCAGUUGAGGGCACUUUGUGCAUGAGGGAAUGGCCCUCACAAAGCAUUGUGAAUUGACAAUACUGCCGUAAUUACUUUGCCUACUUUUGUUUUUGCUCAUGCGCCAUGUAGACUUUUUGAGCCAUGUUCAUAGUCUGCACAAUAUUGUUAACAGGGCACAUGGGGAUGGAAAUACCACCCUUGCGGGUUUCGAUGAAAAAAAUCUUGCUGCUGGAAAAAAUUUCCCAGGAAAUAUCUUCUAUUCCCCUCCUCCAACUCAUAACUUGGAUACCCUGCAGGGGUCAUGGCUCUUUUUAGGGAAGGGGCAAAACACACUCACACUGACAGACAGUCAAGUGGACGGGUCAGUUCUGAAGCAUUUUCACGAAAGUGGGCAAUUGUUUCCCCGGCUUUGUUUUCAUUUCCGUCAAUUGAUUUUUCUCGUCAUUCUUUCUUUGUAAUUUUUUUUUUCUCAUUUUUUGCCUCAAAGGGAGGCGCCUAGCCAUGCCCGUGCCCACAUCAUUUUAAAAGUAAAUAUACGAUUUACCAAGAAGCUUAAAGAAAAUUCUACCAUUUGUCCCAAAGAUGCCACCAGCUCCGUGGAUAGGACAGUCCAUGGAUAGGGCAAUGAAUACCAUGUCCAUUCCACGUCGACAGCAGUCUGGCCACUGUACCAUCCAUAUUGCACUCUUGUCUUACACAGAGUUUGCAGCUACAUGUAGCCGUCAUUUUCAAUAGUAUGUACAUGUAUCAUGUAUCAGGAUUGUCGUUUGUGUUUAGUUAAUAAAAUACGGGCCACGUCCAAUCACCGACCAUCAGUCCUCCAGCCGCCAAUUCUUACUCAGGUUCCCGAGCAGUGAUGUGAGUUUUUGAGACCACAUUUUUGCAGAACUCGGACACUAUCUUGGUCUCAAUCUUGGACCUUCUGGUCUGGACCACAGCACUGUUAACAAGGGAAAUCGACCAGGGCUCAGCAACUGGACCUGGCUGUAUUACUUGAAGAUUGGUCUGUUGUCUUGUGUGCUUGCUUGUAGAAUGCAAGGUGGUGUGUGUGUGUUUGUGCGGAGUGGUAUUGAAUAUAUUUUUAGAACCCUUACUAAAUUACAUUAUACACGAUGCAUUUAUUCACUGGUAAUCCAAAUAACUACAGAAUGGUGGGGUAGCUUCGGCCAGCCUGCACACAGGGAAUAAACAGUCCAGGCAGUUUGGGGCAGCUCUGUUAAACAAAUGUGUCAACUCAUCUUGACGCCACAAGCAGUUUUGGGAUCCUCCCCAAACCUUCGUCACCCAGGAAACCAACAGCACAUUCUUCAUAUGUAAAUAUUUCUAGCCCCCUCAAUUAUCACAAAAAUGUGAACAGUUUCCUUAAUCUUAAAAAAAAAGCCUCAUCAAAAAUCACCAGAUGGACUAUGAAGAAUCUGGUAGGGUUUGCCCAUACGUACGUGGGAUACACACCACAUUUUUUGUCCUUGUUCCACCUCGGUGAAUAAAAGUUGUGCAUGGCGACGACCUUGAUGGUCGGUGCCUUUUGUUAUGGAGCAUGAUGCACAAAGGGUCUACCCGUGUAUCCCUGUGGAACAAAAGCAGUGACUGGGAAGAUGGCCGCCAUGCACAAGUUCUAUUGGGUAACUCAUUUUUGGUUUCAGAAUCAGGUAGUGCAGGGCUUUCAGGUGUACAAAGCUUGCAAACGUCUGCCUGUAAAUAAAAUCACAGCCAAGAUAAAGGAGCUGAAAUUAAUCUCACAAAUUUUGCCCUGCUAGUCCUUAUAACAUUCUCAAUCCUCAAUGUACAGUCUGCACUUGUUACCACACCCCAACAGCUUUCAUUUGCUAAUAUUAACCUCAUUGUCGUGAUUGCAAGAUUGCAGACAAAAUUAUUGCAGACUGUCUGCUGCCAAAAGUCAUGUUAAUUGUCAUUUUAUUUUAAAAGCGUUUGACUUCCAAGCGAACAAAACAGAGUGGGGAAAAGGUAUGUAUUUCAUAUUAAUCAUAAAAUUAUUAAAACUUGUGCACAUGUUAGAGUAGGUAUUGAACCUUAAUCGAAAAGAUAUAAAGUUAGUUUAUAACUGGUAAAAGUUGUGUACGUUAAGAGUCAGUUUUGAACCUGAAUUAAUUAAUCGAUUGUAUAUACAGAUGUACCAUGUGAACCAUAAACAGAGGAAAAAACAUUAUCCAGGGAAAGUAAGAUUGGAACUUAGAGUGGAAGAGUGCAUGAUUAUUAUUGGCAGAAAACAAAACAAGAUUAAUGAGGUAUACACCAACACUUCGUAUUUUAUUUUUUGAUUUAUAUUAUAUUUGUGGUUUACUAUAUCGAAUUUGAUGUAAAAUUUUAAUUAUGCUUAUGUCCAGGAUGUUUCCAAUUAGGGGUUUUGUUUGGGGUUAACCUUUACGUACCACGAAAAGAGGGAAUUGUAAUUUUGUCAGUGUUGUCAAGAUGGACCUUUCAGAUUACAUCUGUAAAUCUGCAAGCUUUAACAGUGUAUCGCUCCUUCUUUCGCCGAAUCAAUAAAAAUAACUAAAUGAAACUAUGAACAAAGGUUGCCUUUUUCUCAGGAGUGCUCAGCUGUCUUGGUAAUCGGAUUCAGUCCCCAUUUCCUGUUUUGUUUUGGACGAGUUCUUUCUCCUUAGUAAUGUUAUUUUUUCCUGCACGAUAAAUUGUGGCAUUUCUGCGGUAUAUAGGCAAAUCCGACGACCAAAAUUGGAAGCCAUUUAUUAAGGGGCCAUCGUGUUCGCACGCAGACGGUGCGCGCUCAUGAAAUUCCUCCUUGACCAAUAAAAGGUAGCACAGUCAAUUAUCGAAGUGCGCACGCGCUCAGAGACAAGUGCGCGAGUGUAAGAGGCCCCUCGGAAUGGCGCCUCGUCGGAUUUGUCUAUAAGGUAUCAACUUGAAUCUUCUUAUCAAUCCUAUAUAUUAUAUGUAGCGUAUGUACAGAACUAAUAAGGAAUUGUAAUUAAAAUGAAACUACAUUUUCUUGAGCAGUUCUUUACCAUGUAUGUUUUCAACCAAUACGUCUAUGCUCUAUGUUGACCUAAAUCUUCUGCAAUCUGGAAGAUUUAGAGAUUGAAUUACUUAUCCAACUUUGAUUAAUCAUUAAAUAAAUUGACCAGAAACAA
Messenger RNA from Acanthaster planci (crown-of-thorns starfish), 6249 nucleotides. Its product is annotated as serine/threonine-protein kinase TBK1-like. The record is from RefSeq and is a predicted model, not a curated record. Lineage: Eukaryota; Metazoa; Echinodermata; Asteroidea; Valvatida; Acanthasteridae. Gene Ontology annotation, cellular component: cytoplasm. Gene Ontology annotation, molecular function: ATP binding; protein serine/threonine kinase activity. Gene Ontology annotation, biological process: peptidyl-serine phosphorylation.